UAUAAAUGUAGUGUGUGUGAGAACAAACUAUAUCAAGAUGAGUUCCUUAUUAUCAGCGGAACUAUCAGCUACAUGUAAUGCUCUAGGAACGAUUAACAAAAAGACUGGAAAGUAUAUGAUAGAUGAUUUUACACUAAAUACAGUAAAAGAUUUAAUCAGGUAUCUACGACGAGAUGGUGAAGAUCAUGAAAUACGUCGACACUUUGGACAAACUAAAGUUUUACAAACAGAUCUAUUACCCAUGUUGGUCGAUCACUGGGAGAAUUCAGAACUCUUCGACGUUACUUUAAGGCUUAUUGUUAACCUCACAAAUCCCGCACUUCUACUGUAUAGAGAGGAAGUGCCUACAGAAAAAGCAGCCAGACAUAACUACUUGCAAAUUUUAUCUCAUCUACAAUCCUAUAAAGAAGAAACAUUUACGAAAGUUGAUACAUGGCAGGUUUUUGCCAAGAAAUUGGCUAAGACGUUAGAAAUAGACUGGUCGGAAAGAGAUGAAGAUACAGGCCUCAUAAUUGAGAGGAUACUUAUUUUAAUAAGAAAUGUUCUACAUGUUCCUGCUGACUUAGACAAAGAGAAAAGGCCUGAAAAUGAUGCCAGUGUACAUGACCAGGUAUUGUGGGCAUUGAACCACUCUGGUAUAUUAGACAUAAUUCUUUAUAUGUCUUCGGAGAAUGAGAAACAAUAUUUUAUGCAUAUUCUCGAGAUAAUAUCUCACCUGCUUCGAGAACAGAAUCCGACAAGUCUUGCCGAUGCGGCAUUACAGAGAAGUGUUGAUGAGAAACUGAAAGAUGAACAGGAACUUCUCAUGAUGAGGAUGAAAGAAAAUAAGGAGAGAAUUAACAAAGUGAAACAGUUUUCAGGUUCAAGACAUUCAAGAUUUGGUGGAACUUAUGUUAUACAGAAUAUGAAGUCAAUAUCUGAUAACGAGUUGAUCAGUCUGAAGCCAUUGAACAAAAUAUCCAAUUUUAACUUUAAUGGUAGUAAAACAUCAAAAUAUAUGAAACCUAAAAACAGGCGGCCAGUGGAAAGUGGUAUGAUGGAAAGGAGAUCAGCCUUUGCUGUGAGAUUAUUUCUAAAGGAGUUUUGUAUAGAAUUUUUAAAUAGCUCAUACAAUCCAAUGAUGCACUAUGUGAAGGAUGUUCUUGUUAGAGCUAAAGCGCAGCAGAAUGAUGAGUCUUAUUAUCUCUGGGCAAUGAAAUUUUUCAUGGAGUUCAAUAGAGGACACAAUUUCCAAGUUGGACUUGUCAGCGAGACGAUGUCGGUACCGAUGUUUCAUUACGUGCAGCAGCAGAUGGAGAAAUACUACGACAUGAUCAAAGUCGAGAAGAAAAAGUUCUCCGUCUGGGUGCGACGCCUGCACCUCGCACUGCGCGCCUACAAGGAACUUUUGCACACCCUGCUCGCUAUGGACAAGUGUACAGAUAGCACCGUAAGGGACUCCGCCAAAGUUCUAAAGAGCAAUAUAUUCUAUGUGCUCGAGUAUAGGGAGUUCAUACUAUCGAUUAUACUGAACUACGAUGAGAAUAAAAUGCCGAGGUCAUAUCUCGUGGAUCUAGUGGAGACUGUUCAUCUCUUUCUCAAGAUGCUGGAGCACUACUGCAAGAAAACUGGACUCGUCGUGCAAAAGAAAGUGAGGAAGAAGGCCAAACCUAAAAAGAAAACAGCUCGAGCCCCUCCUGCGCCGAAACCGAAGCCGACGAAGGAGGUUCCCGUAGAGCAGGUGGAGCAACAUCUGAGCGAGGCGCUGGCUGCCCCGGCGGAUGAGUUCCCGCCGCCCUUCGACGCCGCCUCAGACGUGCCUAUAGAGGAACAGAGAGGGGACUGCAUGAAGAAGAUCCAGAUACUCAUGCGUGAUGAAAAAUACGCUGAAGCUGUCGGCCUGUUCCGCGCAGCCAGGGAAGUGUGGCCCGAGGAAGGCGUAUUCGGUUCCCCCGGCAUACCUGAAGACGAAGAACUGGACAUGCUCAAGACCGUUUAUAGCGCAGACCUGGGAGUAGAGACGACAGAUGACCAGGAGGAGGCUCAUGAGAAUUCCGAGUACAGCGCGGAUGAAGAAGACGAGGAAGAGGAAGAAGAGAGAACAACAGCCGUCGUGGAAACUGAUUUCGAUUUUCAAGACUUCGUACAAAGGUUCUGCCACCCACGAGUUGUAAGCGCGUGCGCAGCUCUCCUGGAGCGCUUCGACCAGAACCUACCUCACAUCAACCACUGCAUUGUCAAAAUGCUGCACCGCGUGGCCUGGGACUGCAAGCGCCCCGCCAUGAUGUUUCAGGCCACGCUCUUCGUUACCUUCCAGAAGAUUCUCGCCAACCCCAUCUCGCAUUUUAAGGAGCUGGAGAAGUUUGCGAUAUUUAUAAUAAGGAAAUUCGCUGAGAUCGCCGCCGCCAACGGGAAAGUUUUCAUCGAGCUGCUAUUCUGGAAGAACUCGAAAGACUCCGUCGAGAUCGAGCUCGGAUACGACCUCUAUAACGAUCAAAGGGAUAAGGCGGGCAAGGGCGCCUGGACCCCGGAACAGGAAGAGGAACUCCGCUCCUUGUAUAUGGAAAAUCAAUCCAACCCGCAGACCAACCAGGACGUAAUCGACUGGAUCCUGGACAACCUGAUCGACCAGACGCGAACCCGGCGCAGCGUCAUCAAAAAACUGAAGGAGCUGGGGCUGAUUUUCCGCGCGCCGACGAAACGCGCCAACCGCGAGAGAAAGGACAAAGGCACAUUCACCGAGGAAGACGAUAGUCUGUUGAAGGAGUUGUGGCAGCAAGACGCCGAAACACAAGAUCCAACGUCCGCCAUCCUAUCGGAGCUGAAGAAGCGCGGCGUUUCGCGGUCGCGGCGCAGCGUCGUGUCGCGUCUCGUGUCGCUCGGCGUGGUGGGGGACGCUCGCGAGUGCCGCAAGCCGCGCCGGCCCGAUAAAUCGAACCGUUCAUCGGAAUCGUCCAGUUCAGACGACGAGAGUGACAACUCCGCUAAACCCGCCAAGCCCGCUAAACCAGUUAAACAAACAAACAAACAUAAGCCGACCAAACAAACUAACCGCAGGACCAAACCCAAGAAAGUAGAGUUAAGUGCGAACGAGAUUGCCAAACUACUCGUGCGGGCCGUCGACGAUGGUUACACGGAAGCUCUGGAAUGGUUGGCAGAGAAUUUAGAAGAGGUAGCCCUAGACCAAGAGGCGGAGGGCUUCGAUCCCACAGCCGACGGCACGCCCCUGGUGCCCAUAGCGCGAGCCUGUGUGGAGGCCAUGGACAGCAACACCCUUCAGGAAGUUUUGAGGAGUGUUGGUGUAAUGCCACCAUUAGAUGAGCAGGAAACUUACUGGAGGAUUCCUGGAGAUCUUCACUUCGAAACGAUCAGGAAGCGACGAGAGAUAAUUCUCAAAGCGAUUAACAAAGAGCUCAUAAUCGAUUCCAAUGAGAACGACGAUCGAGUCGAAAAUGGAAAGGAAUCGAGUGACGACGAUGAUUUGUUUGACAACUUGCGUAAGAUGCGGGACGCUAAUAUUACAGAAGCUCCUAAUACUGGAGAAACUCCUAAUAAUUCCAAUAGUAAUACCGCUCCUAACACUCCUAAUAUUAAUAGUCGCAAGCGAAGUCGCAGCGCGACCUCCGAGGACGACAACAGUCGCGACAAAAUGCCCAAAAUCGAUGAAGUCGAGGAAAACGAUGACGAUGACAUCCUGAGCUUCGCCAAAAAAACUCUACAGACAGAAUAUCUGCCCGACACUGAAGAUAUACUGAGCGGCCUACCUGAACAUGACUCUAAUGACAGUGACGCAGAGGACGUAGUUUUGCCGGCAAAACGUAAAAAGAUGCGACUGAUCAGCGAGGACUCUGACUAAAACGGUAAGUUUACUGUUUCGAUUCAUUUUGAUCGUAAUGUAAAAAAAAUGUAAUUCGACUAAAUAUUGUGCUCCUGUUAAUUCGUUCUUACGAGGUGAAUAAGUGUCAUUUAAAUUGGUCGCAUAAUAGGCUGAGCGCUGUUUACAUUUCGGUCAAAAUGCAAUGAAACAAGG
Molecule: messenger RNA, 4009 nt
Organism: Aricia agestis (brown argus)
Lineage: Eukaryota; Metazoa; Arthropoda; Insecta; Lepidoptera; Lycaenidae
Gene: timeout
Product: protein timeless homolog
Exons: 23
Coding region: 38-3835 (1265 amino acids)
Biological process (GO): DNA repair; replication fork arrest; DNA replication checkpoint signaling
Cellular component (GO): replication fork protection complex
Molecular function (GO): DNA binding
Source: RefSeq, a predicted model, not a curated record